ACCCUUCAACGCCCUCCAGAUUAGGAGGGCAGCAUUACAGCAUUCGUUCCUGCUGGCUGAAAAUAGUUAAGUUUCGGUUUCCAACCAUCAGAAAUGAUACCGAGCUGCAGUUGCUGUCUGGUUGGUUUGGUUCAGCUGGGAGCAGGACAACAGGAAGAGGGUGAACAAUAAUGGAGCGAGAGUCAGAAAUAUUAAAGUUUAUCUGCGCUAAUCAGGGAUCAGUGGACACUGAGGAGCUGCGGUGUAACCUCGGCUCAGGCGACGCUACGGAUGACAUAUUCAGUAACCGAGAGAAGUUCGCCUUGGUUUUUCCGUUCGACCAGCCGAAGGUGGUGGCGCGGACCCGGCUGAGGCUGUGCCACUUGAAGGGCUGUCCGGGCGCGUGCACUGGGCUGGACCUGUGUAAAAACUUCCUCCUUACCGGAUCCUGUCGGUGGAUUGGAUGCAGAUUCCCCCAUUGCCUGGACUCUGUCCGCAAUGCAGCGAAGCUGACUGAGCAUGGUCUGGAGAUCCUGAGCCGGAGCGAGCUGUGCACCCUGCUGCUGCAGAACGACACCUGGCUCCUGCCUCAGAUAUGUUAUAAUUACAACAAUGGUGGUGGGCGGAUGGGCCUGUGUCAAGAGGGCGAUAAUUGCAGAAGAUUGCACAUCUGUGAGAAGUACCUGAACAGCGUCUGCAGCUGCAUCAAGAACCAUGAUUUUACCGCUCCACAGCCACAAAAGAGCCUGUCUUACAGAGGCGUGCCGGACCAACUCUUUCCCUCGUUGAGGUUUGUCUAUGCCAACAUAAUGGCUCUGAAGUACGCCGACAGACAGGGCGAACCUGAUGCCAGCGGCGCCGAUGGUCUGAUUCCACAGAGAGAUUGGCAAAGAGGGAGAGGGAGAGGGAGAGCUGGUUUCCGGGGCAACCCAGGCAACCGAGGCAACAUGGGCAACCGAGGCAACAGGGGCUUCAGGGGGAACAGAGGCAACCUGGGCAACAGAGGAAAUCAAGGCAACCAGUCGACCCGUUCCACUGAUGACAUAUUUGCUGACCCUGAAACCUUUAAUCUGUACACCGAAGAUGGCCUGAGCGAAGAUCAGAGACCUACCUCCCCGUACAGCGACGUCUCUGCUGCUGCCAACGACACCAAUGCCAGCAGCGACGAUGGAAAGAGCAGAAAUCCCAAUCUGAAUAAAACCUCAGCGUCUGUCCGAGGGAGAGGUGGAGACAGGGGCAACCAUCAACCGCUGAACAGGAGCCGGGCUACUGCUGACCCUGAGUCUGUCAGCGACGACGCAAACAGUGAGGAUGGAGCCAAAAGAAGACUGACUCCUGUCAGAGAUAAAACUGAGAUAUGCAUGUUCUUCAUCAAAGGACACUGUAAACAUGAGGACGAGCUAUGUUAUAAAGCCCACGACAAGAUGCCGUACAGAUGGCAGGUGCUGCUGGAUGAUCAGUGGACUGCCCUGCCUGAUAAUGAGACCAUUGAGAAGGACUACUGUGACCCAAAGAACACGUACAGUAGCAGCAGCCUGCCUGUGCACUUUGACACGAUGACCCAAGGAGCGAACAAAGUACGCCGACUCUCCACCUCAAACUCUCUGGUGGAUGUCAGCUUCCUCCACACCACCGAGUGGGUUUGGUACUGGGAGGAUGAGCGUGCAGCCUGGAACAUGUACGCUUCACAUUCUGGUGGGCACGGCGCAGCAGACACUGGCAGUGCUGAGCUGGAGCAGAAGUUUCUGGACAAUGCCAAAGAUGUGGUGGAGUUCAGCGCCGGCUCACAGGCAUACUCCCUCAGUUUCCAGAACAUGAGCCAAACAAACAAGCAGUACGGCACAAAGAGGGUUGUGAAAAGACGGCCCCAGUUCGUCUCUACAGCUGAUGUCAGGGCAAAGAACACAAGAAGGCCUCUCGCUCAACCAGGCACUGUACCGGAUCACUGGGACAAGACACAGAUGUCUCAAACAGGAUACAAGACAGUCCCUUUAGUUGCUGCUUCUGCACCAGCACCGAAACCAGUGCCAGCACCGACACCAGUACCAGCACCGACACCAGUACCAGCACCAAGACCAGUACCAGCACAGACACCAGUACCAGCACUGACACCAGUACCAGCACCAACACCAGUACCAGCACCAAGACCAGUACCAGCACCAAGACCAGUACCAGCACCGACACCAGUUUCAGCACCAAAACCAGUACUAGCACCAAAACCAGUACCAGCACCAAGACCAGUACCGGCACCGACACCAGUACUAGCACCAAUACCAGUACCAGCACCAAGAACAGUACCAGCACCAAGAACAGCUCCCAAACCCAUAAUGAUAAAAGUAUUUCGUUCAACCAGUUAAAACAAUUUAGGGUAAUGGUUCACAUCUAUACUCUAUAGCUUGAGCCAAUGAAAAAUAAAUAACUUGCCUCAAACAAUAUUUCCUAUGUCCGUGGAAACUAUUAUAUAAGACUUGGCACAAUGUAUAUUUUUCUAUAUUUUUCUAUAUUUAAUCUAAACAAAAAAAUAUAGAUUUGAUCAAACAGUUCUUUCUCGUUUAAGACACAUGCUGCCUCUGUUGCUCUGCGCUCAUUUGCGUCUUCCACUUACAGCAACAACCUGCCAUCUCCUCACUCUAAAAACAAAGACAACAAGCCAGAAUUUGUAUUCAUUGGCGAAAGGAAGUCAAAGCAAAGAGCACCAGACAGUUUCUCCCUGUCCGUAUGUCUAUUUCACUGAAAGACUGAUUGAAGAUUGAGGAUCACAGUGUAAGGAAAAUCAUUUUCUUCAGACUGUAAGAAUACUCCAGCCACCACUUAUGAACAAGAUGUACGCAUGUUAGUAUGCCUGACAUAAGCAUCCAUCUCAUAGUACAGCUGCUCCAUCACUACACCUACGUUUCGGACCUUUCCUGUGUUUUUUAUGAUUGCCGAUUGAAGCUAAGUGCUGGCUUUUCUUAGUCCCUCCUUGAGUUAAAAUACAAUUACCUCAGUGGAAUCAUGCAAAUGUUCAAGAUUAGAGGCCCCAGGAUGGAGCCUUGAGGAACCCCACAUGUCAUAUUUUUCCAUUCUGAUGUUUUUUUUGAUUGUGCCAGAAAGUCACACCCAGUUUUCCAGCUGGUCUAGUACAAUUCUAGGGUAGACUUUGUCGAAUACAGCGCUAAGAUCUAAUAAUACUAACACUUAGAUUCCGUCUUUGUCUAUGGAAAAGUGGAUGUUAUUGAAGACAAGAGCAGUGCGUUCAAAGAGUGAAACGCAUCAAAACAGUUAUUUAUCAUCAAUAAGUUGUUCAGUUCAGUCAUGCAAAUGUGUAUAUGCAACACAAUGUUUCUAGCAAGUUUGUGUCAAUAAAAUAUACAGAAACAUUUAA
Messenger RNA from Trematomus bernacchii (emerald rockcod), 3343 nucleotides. Its product is annotated as protein mono-ADP-ribosyltransferase PARP12-like. The coding region runs from base 171 to 2336 and encodes 721 amino acids. The transcript has 10 exons. NCBI's taxonomy places the organism in Eukaryota, Metazoa, Chordata, Actinopteri, Perciformes, Nototheniidae. Gene Ontology annotation, molecular function: metal ion binding. The record is from RefSeq and is a predicted model, not a curated record.